Notothenia coriiceps (black rockcod) is the source of this 1662-nucleotide messenger RNA. RefSeq names its product chromodomain-helicase-DNA-binding protein 1-like. Lineage: Eukaryota; Metazoa; Chordata; Actinopteri; Perciformes; Nototheniidae. The transcript is spliced from 13 exons. Gene Ontology annotation, cellular component: chromatin; nucleus. Gene Ontology annotation, biological process: nucleosome organization. Bases 1 to 1662 code for a protein of 553 amino acids. Gene Ontology annotation, molecular function: ATP-dependent chromatin remodeler activity; ATP binding; ATP hydrolysis activity. The record is from RefSeq and is a predicted model, not a curated record.
AUGGUGUUUGCAUUAAAAUACAAACCCUCUGACAUCUGUUCACAGGAGCUGGUGACCCUUGACCCCAGCAAGUCAGCUGACAUGGUGCUGUUUCACUUCGCUGAAGAGGUGCAGCAAAUCGUCUCUGAGCUUCAGGAUGACCAGUUACUCUUCAGGUUCCUCAGCUGCCUCCUGGAGCCACGGGAGGGCCAUCUCUCAGGGACCAUGCUGCCUCUGCAGAGGGACCUCCAUGAGCUCCUGCUGGACUUACUGUGCCGCUUCGGCCCCCGGCAGCUCCUGGGCUUCCUGCAGACCUCCCAGCACUACAGACUGGAGGAGGCCAUACAGACAACUCAGAAGUACCACCACAGCGAGGCCACAGCCUACUUGCUGGAGAUGAAGGGAGAUGUUCAUGGAGCUUUUGCUGUCCUGUUAGAGACUCUGAAGGAGAAACUGAGUGUCCUCACUGCUGAGAGUGAGAGAGCAGAUGAAGGGGGGGAGGAGAGAGACAGGGAUCACACACUGAGCAGAGUGAAGGAGUCGCUGAAUGACAUCAUAGAGCUUUGCCACCGAAGCUCUGACAACCUGGACCAGCAACAAAGAGAGGUCUUGUGGUUUCCACUUCUGGAGACCAUGAUGGCCUCUCAAAAACUAGUGAAGGGGCUUAAUGACGAACACACAUUUGAGGUGCUGAAUGAGAGUGAGAGAGGGGGAGGGGUGUCGGUGAGGGAUGAGGGAGGGAGCAGGGGAGAGAUGUGGAGGUUACAGGAACAGGUGGGGAAACAGCAGGUGUUGAGGGGAAGCCACAGUUGUAUUCUUGCGGAUGAGAUGGGUUUAGGGAAGACCAUCCAGACAAUCUCCUUCCUCAACUACCUGUUCAACGACCACCAGCUGUACGGACCCUUCCUGUUGGUCGUGCCUCUCUCCACACUCACCUGCUGGCAGAGGGAAAUCCAGCUUUGGGCCCCUCUGAUGAACUUCGUCGUCUACCUGGGAGAUAUCAGCAGCAGGAACAUGAUCAGGACACACGAGUGGAUGCAUCCUCAUAACAAGAGGCUAAAGUUUAACAUCAUUCUCACGACGUAUGAGAUUCUUCUCAAAGACAAGUCCUUUUUGGGCGCUGUUAGCUGGGCUUUCAUUGGUGUGGAUGAGGCGCAUCGACUGAAGAACGACGACUCCCUCCUGUACAAGACCAUGAUGGAUUUCAAGUCCAAUCACAGGCUUCUGAUCACAGGAACGCCGCUGCAGAACUCUCUGAAGGAGCUGUGGUCCCUGCUGCACUUCAUCAUGCCAGAGAAGUUUCACGCAUGGGAGAUCUUUGAGGAGGCGCAUGGUAAAGGCAGAGACUCGGGAUACGCCAGUCUGCACAAAGAGCUGGAACCGUUUCUCCUGCGAAGAGUCAAGAAGGACGUGGAGAAAUCUCUUCCUGCCAAAGUGGAGCAGAUCCUCCGAGUGGAGAUGAGCGCUAUCCAGAAACAGUAUUACAAAUGGAUCCUCACCAGGAACUACAAGGCUCUGAGUAAAGGUAAAGGCAGCACGUCGGGCUUCCUGAACGUCAUGAUGGAGCUGAAGAAGUGUUGUAACCACUGUUACCUUAUCAAGCCGCCCGAGGACAACGAGUUCCUCAACAGAGCCGAGGCAUUACAGACACAGUACCUUCUUAUGUCCAGGCGACCCAAAUAA